Molecule: messenger RNA, 855 nt
Organism: Cryptomeria japonica (Japanese cedar)
Lineage: Eukaryota; Viridiplantae; Streptophyta; Pinopsida; Cupressales; Cupressaceae
Product: ricin B-like lectin EULS3
Exons: 3
Coding region: 88-666 (192 amino acids)
Source: RefSeq, a predicted model, not a curated record
CCACAAAGCCAGCAUAAAAGCUUAUUUGUCUUUCAUUUCUCUUUAUUAUCAUAUUUCAUAAGGCAAGUAUGGCAUACUACCAGCAGUAUGAGAGCCCGAGAUACCCAAACGACUGUGAUGGUGGGUGUGGCCAACAGCAGAACUAUGGCUGUAAUCAGUCUGAGUAUAAUUACGGUGAGCAACAGAGGUACCACAGCCUUCCACGGGCAGAUUGUGAGGGUCUGCUCUAAGGCCAAUCCUGAUUAUGCUCUGGGUAUCAGAGAUGGCAGAGCUAUGCUUGUUUACUACAAUCCCAGUGACCCAACUCAGCAAUGGGUGAAAGAUAAGUCAUGGAGCAACCGUGUGAGGGACGCAGUGGGUCACCCAGCCUUUGAACUUGUGAACAAGGCCACUGGGCAGGCCCUUCGUCAUGCCCCUGCUGCAUGUCAGGAGGUAUUGCUGACCAAGUAUGAGGGUGGUUCCUAUGAUGAGAGUGUGCUGUGGAGUGAGAGUGAGGACAUGGGAUAUGGGUACAAGACCAUAAGGAUGGCAAAUGACAUUGGCCUCAACUUGGAUGCAUUCCAGGGUGACAGGAAGCAUGGAGGCAUCCAAGAGGGCACCAGAGUUGUGCUGUGGAAGUGGAACAAGCAGGACAACCAACUCUGGAAGAUUUCCCCCUGCUAUUAGAAGAACCAUCAUCCUGCAAGCCAUAUAUAGAUAUAAAUAAAUAAGGAUCAUCCUGCAAGCCAUAUAUAGAUAUAAAUAAAUAAGGAUCUUAAUGUUGUCGGUAUUCUUAGGCUUGUGUGGAGUCGAGAACUUUAUGUGGGUUGUAUGGUUGUUCUAUAGUUUAUGAUAUAUAGUUUUUAUUAAAUGUUA